UCACUCCCUUCUUUUCCACCCUGGAAACAGGGUACCCUCUCCGCUCCACUGGCUGUGCUUCGCAGAAACGUUCCUCUAACUGACGGGAGUCUGCUUUGUUACAUCCUCUACCUACCUUCCCACCUGUGUGUCACGGACGGUCGGGCAUCUGCAAAAGGGAUCUCCAACUGAAUGGAAUAACAACAUACGCCAGACGUUUCAUGUCAAACUGGGCGUCCAAGUUCUGAUGGGGGUUCAAGAAUUGGGAUUUGUGACUACGCUGGUGUUAUACAGUCGCGUGUGUUGAACCAUACUGUCUCUCUGAAGUGGACAAAACAUGGACUAAUUUUUGUAUUCACAAUGGGAUUAUUACAGUUAUUUAUUGUCUUCAGUGUAUUUGGCAGCUAUUCAGUUGUAGGGUUUGGAGUUGAUCCUACUCUUCGUAUCAACGUUUUCGAUGAAUUAACACUUGGAGAAGGAAUUGAUGGAGUUUCUCAAGUCCAGGGUUUCCACAGCGAGUCUAGAGCCUUCCAUUUCCAAGGUUCCUCCAGGGAGGUGAAGGCCCCUGGGGACGUGUCUGAGCGGAUGCUGCGCAAGCUCAGAGGGAAGAGUGAGUUCACCAUCCUGUUGACCCUGAAACAGGAACACCUGAACUCUGGGGUCAUUCUCUCCAUUCAUCAUGCUGACCACAGGUUUCUGGAGCUGGAGAGCAGUGGCCAGCGUAGCGAGGUGCGUCUACACUACCGCACCAAAGGUCAGCAGCCUCACACAGAGGUGUUCCCCUACAGCCUGGCGGACGGCCAGUGGCACAAGGUCUCGGUGGGCGUCAGCGCCUCUCAUGUCAUACUUCACGUGGACUGCAACAGGAUCUAUGAGAGGGUGGUUGAAAUCCCCUAUAUGGACAUGCCAGAGGACACUUCCGUCUGGCUGGGACAAAGGAACAGCGCACAUGGCUUCUUCAAGGGAGUGAUGCAGGAUGUUCAGAUACUGGUGAUGCCUCAGGGAUACAUCUCUCAGUGUCCAGACCUCAACAGGACCUGCCCUACUUGUAACGACUUCCACGGUCUGGUUCAGAAGAUCAUGGAGCUGCAGGAUAUCCUGGCCAAGACCUCCAACAAGCUGUCCAGGGCGGAGGAGAAGAUGAAUGGGCUGGACGGCUGCUAUUGUGAGAGGACCUGCACCGUGAGGGGGACCGUCUACAGGGAGGACGAGGCCUGGACAGAUGGCUGCAGGAACUGCACAUGCACGAAUGGCACCGUGCAGUGUGAGAGCAUCUCCUGCCCUCCUCCUCAGUGCCCGGCGGGCACAGCUCCUGCCUACGUGAGGGGCGCCUGCUGCAAGGAGUGUCAGCCUGUGUGUAAGUUGGGUGAGACAGACUUUGUGGAGGGGGAUCAGAAGGCCGUUCGUGAUGCCGCUGGCAGGUGCGUGCUGUUUGAAUGCAGGGAGCGCACCAUGCACCGGGUGGGGGCGACGAGUCCCUGUCCUGAGCUCACCUGCCCUGAGUCCGAGCGCAUCACUCUCUCUGACAAGUGCUGCCAAGUCUGCAGAGGUCAUAACUUCUGUGCUGAGAGCCACAGCUGUUUCGAACACUCGGACUGUGUGAACCUGGAGGCUGGAGCCCGCUGCAGCUGCAAAGACGGCUUCCGCCCGCUCCGCGAUGACAAUGCCUACUGUGAAGAUAUCGAUGAAUGUGCUGAGGGGAAACACUACUGCAGAGAGAACACCAUGUGCGUGAACACGCCGGGCUCCUUCAUGUGUAUCUGCCACACGGGCUUCAUCAGGAUCGAUGACUACUCCUGCACAGAACAUGAUGAGUGUGAGAGCGGACUGCAUAGCUGUGACCAGAACGCCCUCUGUUUCAACACCGUGGGGGGGCACAGCUGCUCCUGUAAGCCAGGCUACACCGGCAACGGCACCGUCUGCAAAGCUAUGUGUGACGGCCUGUGUCAGAACGGAGGAACCUGUCUAUCCCCCAACAACUGUGUCUGCCAACAGGGCUUCACUGGGAAGAGGUGUGAGACAGACAUUGAUGAGUGUUCAGAUGGCUUCGUGGAGUGUGACAGCAGAGCCAUCUGUGUCAACCUGCCUGGGUGGUACCACUGUGAGUGUCGUGAUGGCUACCACGACAACGGCUUGUUCUCAGCCAGUGGGGAGUCAUGCGUAGAUAUUAACGAAUGCAAGACUGGGAGGAACACCUGCACGAAUGACACUGUGUGUUUCAACCUGGAGGGGGGCUACGACUGUCGCUGUCCCCAUGGACACAACUGUACCGGUGACUGUAUCCAUGACAACAAAGUGAAGCACAAUGGGCAGAUCUGGGUGCUGGACAACGAUAGGUGCUCAGUCUGCUCCUGUCAGGCGGGCCAGGUGAUGUGCAGGAGGAUGGUGUGUGACUGUGAGAACCCCACAGCAGACCUGUUCUGCUGUCCUGAGUGCGACCCGCGCCUCAGCAGCCAGUGUCUGCACCAGAACGGCCUGCUCACCUACGGCAGCGGAGACACCUGGGUGGAGAACUGUCAGCAGUGCCAGUGUCUGCAGGGACAGGUAGACUGCUGGCCCCUGUCCUGCCCACCUGUGGACUGUGAGUUCACGGUGGUGCCAGAGGGUGAGUGCUGUGCCCGCUGCGUCAGCGACCCCUGCCAGGCCGACACCAUCCGCAACGACAUCACCAAGACCUGCACCGACGAGCACGGCAUUGCCCGCUUCAGUGGCUCCUCCUGGGUCAAACAUGGCACUGAGUGCACCCUCUGCCAGUGCAAGAACGGACAUAUCUGUUGCUCAGUGGACCCCAUGUGCCUUUAGUGUCCCUGCAGCGCUGAAGGCACCAAUGUGUACAGUGUUAUCCAUGUAAAAACAACGUACAUUCCUUCCUCGUCACCGUCCUCCCCUGGCAUCUUUAUACCAAAUACAAACAUGUAUCAAACCAGACAGAUGAUGGACUACAGUACCCAUAUCCCCCCCCCUCACUGUGUUUUGCAGCUUCACCAAUCAGGGUGAGCCAUGUGCAUUGAGGAACACGCCCCACCCACAUCCCGCCCCCCCAAAUCAUCUGCAACGUGACUAUGUAAAAUACUAGUAUACUGGCAUGACUGUGCUCGAUGUGGAAACAUUUAGCUGAUUUCUAAACUAUUUCGAAAAACCUCUCUAUGGUGUCGUAGAUAGCGUAAGUUAGUUUGCGUAGGUUUCCGUUGCUACAUUCUGAGAGUUGUCUAUGUGACGUGGUGCUCUGUAGCGUUUCCUUUUCCUUUUUGGUCAUUUAUUUCCAGGCUUGUUAUUGUGUAAUGGUGAAAUAAAGUAUUUCCAUUUACAUUAA
Messenger RNA from Osmerus eperlanus (European smelt), 3292 nucleotides. It is a transcript of the gene nell2a, whose product is annotated as neural EGFL like 2a. The record is from RefSeq and is a predicted model, not a curated record. The transcript is spliced from 20 exons. Lineage: Eukaryota; Metazoa; Chordata; Actinopteri; Osmeriformes; Osmeridae. Gene Ontology annotation, molecular function: protein kinase C binding; heparin binding; calcium ion binding. Bases 340 to 2781 code for a protein of 813 amino acids. Gene Ontology annotation, cellular component: cytoplasm.